Caenorhabditis sp. 36 PRJEB53466 is the source of this 1971-nucleotide messenger RNA. The record is from the annotation of a GenBank genome assembly. NCBI's taxonomy places the organism in Eukaryota, Metazoa, Nematoda, Chromadorea, Rhabditida, Rhabditidae.
AUGAAACUGACUUUAUUUUUUACACUUUUCACGCUCUCGCAAGCAAUCAAUCACCCAUUUGAUUUUGUCGAGGAUUCUUUGAGAUUGUGAGAAAUUUUUUUGUAGCCCGGAAAACUUAGAUAAAGUAGUUUUCUAGGUACGUGAAUCAUGACGCGGAUCCUUGCGACAAUUUUUACCGUCACGCGUGUCCGAUUGGAGAAAAACCGGAGAAUUUGGUGACUGACGCAUUUGAGGAGAUAACGACAUAUCUGACGAAACUACACGAGGAUUCACCAUUCAAUAAUUUAACAAUUCUGGUCAGUUGAUGAGUUAUAUCCGAUUCAAAUCCUUUUUCAUACAAUUCAGAACGAUUUCAAAGAAAACGUGAAAAAAUACGCUGAAAUUGAGACCGUAGAAGAGUACUAUGCUGACACGUACAGAACUCUGUAGGAUCUAAGGGAGAAAUAGAAGAAAUACUUAAAAUUUUCAGUUGUGAGACAAAAUCUGACAAAGUUGUGGAUGAUUACAUCGGAAUGCUUGAUGAAAUAAUGAAGGAAAUAAUUGUUCUACAUGAUGACUCCCCGAUUAAACUUCCCGGCAGAAACGAGACCGGGCGAUCUUGCUCUGAAAAGGCUGAGAACAUUAGAUCAUCUCUGCAAGAAUUCGAGCCGAGGUUGCAAAGAAAGACUGUUAGUGAUGAAUUUAUUCUGAAUAACUUACAUACUUUUGUAGGCUGAAUAUGUGACCAGCUUCACAGAAGGAGUGCGCAUUUACCAGUCAACAAUUAAAGCAAUUAGUGCUCAUCUCGACAUUGACAUUCGAGAUGGAAUCAAGCAAACCAAAAAACUUGUAGAGGAUGUUGUGGAAAUUGCGGAGAAAUGGGUUGAGGUUUUUUACUAAAAGCUGGGAAAUACCUGAAAAUGACAGUUCAGGGAACUCCAUGGGCACUGAAAAACAAUGUGACUAAGAAGAUUAAAAAGAUCGGAUACCAGUUGUCAAUGUACGAUAAGUUCGGGUCAGACUACAUGGAAGCUUCGAACAUUAUUAUGGACGUCCACAAAACGUACUCGCGCUGUAAAUCUGUCUUUGACGAGCUGGGAAAGCCAAGUCCUUUCUGUUACCUUUACACUGCUCUCGUGAGCGACGUUGAAAUCACAAAUCCACACUUUUUCACUUAUGAUCAAGCAUACAAUGUGCAUCCUAAGCUCUUCUUCGGCUAUCCCAACUACUAUCACAUGCAAUUCGCCAAUGAAAUGGCGUCAAAGGUUAGUGUUAAUAUGUUUAAUGUUUGCAGUUAAAGCAAAAGAGUUCAGCUUGGGUACACUGGAUUUACUGUGGGACACGAAGUUGGGCACACUUUCGUCGACAAUCAUGAUGAGCCCCAGCUUUUCCCGUAUUACUCGGAAACCGCGGAAAGAUGCGUUCAGAAUCAGUACAACGCUAGCUGCAAUGAAUUCAAAGAAGUGAAUUUAGUUGAACUUCAACGCAACUAUUUGGUUUUUGCAGAUUUCCUGUGACGUCGAUAAGAUUCAGCUCGAUGAGAACGGAGCUGAUAUUCUUGGAAUGCAACUAGCCCAUAAACUUCUUGAAGAAUACUACGGAGAAGACAUUCAUGUGUCCACUCAUUUCACUGAUUUUUUCAAAUAUUAAUUUUUCCAGAAAAACAUCGACAAACUUGGAGUGACAAAUGCUCAACUUUUCUGGUAUUCGUUCGCAUUCCAGUUUUGCAAUGUAACUUUAAAACUCAAAGCAUUUCCUAUAAACUUAUUGCAGAGUCAUAAGAUAGAGAUUACUUUUCACGAGAAUGGCGACGAAGAUGAACACUCCACAAACUACGUGAGAGUGAAUGCAGCCGCUCAGCAUCCCGGAUUCCAGAAAGCGUUCCAAUGUUCGGAUGACUCCAGAAUGAUGAAAUCGGUUCGGGAACAGUGCAUUAUUUACGGGGAAUCAGCCCCGGACACACGGAAAAGACAUCAAAGACAUCUUCAAUAA